CUCUCAAUUUUGAGCAAAGGAAGAGAUAUAGGCAAAGAUGUGUUGUUUCCCAGAAGAGAUCAUCUCAAACAUCUUGUCUAGGUUACCGGUCGAUUCUCUUUGCAGAUUCAGGUGCGUUUCGAAACCAUGGUGUGAGUUAAUCAAAGACCCUAUUUUUGUUGAAAAACACCUUAAUCAUGCUAUAAAAGAGGAAAAUUCUAGUGUCAUUUUCAGAGACUGCUCACUUUACUCCAUAGACUAUGAUCAUUCAUCCACAUUUUAUGAGGCUGUUAAAAUGGAUUACAACCAUUUAAGAGCCGGGGUUGAAAUUUUCGGUUCAUGCAAUGGCUUAGUUCGCGUGAAUACUGGUGAUGGUGUUGAUAUUAUUUGCAUGUGGAACCCAUCUACCAAAGAGUAUAAGAAAUUACCAACUACAAAAAAUCAAAUUUCCAGCAGCAGAUUUCUACUGCUGCGACAAAACCUCGUAUGGAUUCGGUUUUGAUAGUAAGACUAAGGAUUAUAAGUUGGUUAGACUUGUUGGGUUUAAUUUCGAACAUGGUUGUGAAGUUAAGGUCUAUACAUCUGGAACAAAUACAUGGAAAAGCUUGAAUUACAUUCCUUAUCGUCUUUCUUAUGGAAGAACACCUGCUGUGCUGGUUAAUGGAGCACUUCAUUGGAUAACAAUGUUAAUUGUACCCGAGGAUAAAUCUGUAAGUGGAUCUGAUGAAGACCCCAGGCUAAUACUUUCUUUCGAUAUUAGCAAUGAGAGUUUCCAAGAAGUUCCAAAACCUGACAUGCUAAAUGACAAGUUUCGUAAUAAUGUAGAUGUUUUAGACGGGUACCUUUGUUUGCUAAGUAACAAUUACAAGGUCCAUGUUGAUAUGUGGGUGAUGAAGGAUUAUGGCGUAAGAGAGUCGUGGACUAAACUCUUUACGAUUUCCCGACAAUCCUUUAUAAGAGCCUUUGAUUAUGUGAAGCCAAUUCUAUCUUUCAAGAAUGGUAAAGGUUUUGUUGGAUGUGGAUGGUGGUGCUUUGGUUUUAUAUGA
This is a messenger RNA of Papaver somniferum (opium poppy), 1025 nucleotides long. Its product is annotated as F-box protein CPR1-like. Bases 351 to 1025 code for a protein of 224 amino acids. The record is from RefSeq and is a predicted model, not a curated record. Lineage: Eukaryota; Viridiplantae; Streptophyta; Magnoliopsida; Ranunculales; Papaveraceae. The transcript has a single exon.